ACUUCCAGUAUCCAAACACCACUCUGUUCCUUUUUCACACUUCACUUUCUGCGCUUUAUUUUUUUCUUCUUCAAAUGUCGCCGACGACCGGAAACUGCAGCAAAAUCCGUCGCAUUGUUAGGGUUCGGCAAAUGCUUCUCCGGUGGCGGACGAAGGCGCGGUUGGCGGCGGAGAGAGCGCCGUCGGAUGUGCCGGCGGGACACGUGGCGGUGUGCGUGGGACCCAGCAAAAAGAGGUUCAUCGUGCGCGCGACGCACCUGAACCACCCGAUCUUCAAGAUGCUUCUGGUCCAAGCUGAGGAAGAGUAUGGGUUCUGCAACCAUGGCCCACUCGCUAUACCCUGCAAUGAGUCUCUAUUCGAAGAGCUUCUUCGGGUCAUGGCCCGACCCGAAUCCACUCUCGACGAUUUCCAGAGACGUUGCCACGUCGAUGUCAGAAGUGGCUUUGACUUUGUCGGAGACUCGCGGCCGUUGCUUCACGACGAGUUAAUCUGCUGAGUUGACUCGGUUUUAUAGAUCGCUCUUUCCUUGAAAAUAGAAUCAUCACUG
Messenger RNA from Abrus precatorius (Indian licorice), 548 nucleotides. Its product is annotated as indole-3-acetic acid-induced protein ARG7-like. Gene Ontology annotation, biological process: response to auxin. Bases 75 to 497 code for a protein of 140 amino acids. The record is from RefSeq and is a predicted model, not a curated record. The transcript has a single exon. Lineage: Eukaryota; Viridiplantae; Streptophyta; Magnoliopsida; Fabales; Fabaceae.